CGCACCGCGCUCGAACGGACAUGCGCACUGGAUCUUUGGAAAUGAAACAGUAAUUUGGCGGGUCGUUUGAAUGAACGAAAACAGAGCAGCCAUGUGGACGCUGGUAGCUGCGUGGGGAACCGAUCAAAUAAUACAACUUAACUUGUUUUAAUGUUUAUCUAAAAUAUGCGCUGUGGACGGCAGGAGUCAGCAUGAACCGAGGGAGGAAGACCUGCACCUGGACGCCGGAGGAGGACACCCGUGAGCAGCCUGGACUACUGGCAAUUACACAGAAUAGAACAAAACCAAACAGACUGAAGAGAAGUCCGAGAACCAGUCAGACCCAGAAAUCAGAUAUUAUUCACUUUAGAUCGGAAGAAGAUUUCAAAACACCAACCCGUGUCCAGAAGGUGGGGUUCAGGACUCCCGUUACGGACGAGUCCCCAAAUAAUGAUGAGUUCCAGCAUGAAAUCAUCUGGGAUCCAACAUCUCCCUGGACUCCUGUCAGAACCGGACGGGGCCGGAGGAGGGCCGCUGUUUUUAAAUCGGUGGACAUUGCAGACAUCGCCAACAGGAUAGCUCCAAAGAGCAAGAGGCCGGAGGCGGCAGAGUCUUCUUUGCUGCAGUGGAUUGGGGACACGGCCAUUCCAUGCACCCCGGAAAUCCGAGAGUCCAGGAUGAAGCCCAAACCAACAAGACAAAACCCUGUGGAUGACUUGCUGAAGUUAGCAAAACAGUUUGACUUCAACAUGAUCCAACAGGAGGAAGCUCAGAACUCUAUGAAAAUGCAUGAAGACCAGGAUCUGUUUUCUGAUGAGAUCGACCUCCCAGCUUCACCACAGACUCACUCUGAAGCGGAGAAGCCACCACCGGAUUUGGAGGACCAAACGGUCAUUGGUGAUCCUCUGGACGAUGAUCUGGAUUUGCUUUUUGAGGGGUCGACACAGACGGUCAGCAACCUGAGCCAGGGUUUCAGCACAUGUUCUCAUGACGUGGAUAAAUGCGCUCUACAGUUUGGUGUGAAUCGAGCGAAUACAGACUCGGUAAAGACGCCUGGUGUCACUCGAGUGGGUGGAGCGUCUGAUUUAAGCAAAGUCAUGCAAGUAGCUGACGAUUUUGAUGACGAUUGGAACAAUGACGAUUUGCUGGACGACUCGCUGGUGAUGGCGAUGACUCAAAACCCGGAACUGUUCUCUGUGCCUCAGCACAGCUCGACACAGAAGCAGACGAACAAAAAUGACAGCUCAUCAAACAUUGUUCCUCCUCAGAACGGUUAUGAAGAAACGAACUCUGGAGAAGCGCAAAGGUUCUCCCAAAGACUUGAGAGCUUUCAGAAUGGCCAAUGUUGGAACAAGACUACACGAAGUGCAAGGAAAGUUGAAUUUCAUGCGCCAAACAGUUCAGGAACUGGUAUGUCGAAGGUUCUUCUUCCCGGUAAAGUUUUAUCAAUAGUUCCUGGUUCCCAUGGUGUAUCUACAACUACUUCUCAGCUCAAGAAACCAAUGGAAAUCCAACCAUGGAAGGUUCAACCCACAGUUCCAAUUCCUUCCUUUUCCAGAUUGGACUCUCCUAGAUCUGGUCACUCGGCCACCAAGCUCGCCGUUCCUACGCUGAAGAUCAAUGCAGUUAGUGAGGAGAAGAAAAACCACGUAACCCCGGAGGAUGAUGUCCUCACUGACUUCGCAUCAGAGGACCUGGAUUCCAUCUUUGCAUCGGACGACAUCUGGGAAGACGGGGCAGAAGAUGAUGAUGCUUUGUUCUCGGAAGCCUGCGAGAAAGUGGAAGAUAUCAUGACUGAACAGGAACCUCCUCGAGAAGCGCCCAUAUUAAAACCAACACCGCAGAGCAGUCAGUGCACCACUGAUAAACGUGAGAACGUGGUUUUUCAGCCCUCUUCGUCCAACGCUCAGGUUUAUGCCCGCUGUCCAGCGCCAUCGAGUACGGCAGUUCUUCCUGGAGCACGUUUCAAUAACACUUCAGCAAUGGACAGCAGAAUGAUGAAGUCAUCAGAGAGCAGGUAUAAAUUCAGCCAUUUUAAAAGCACUACGAGAACAGAAAGUCCCACCUGCACUGCAGCUAGCGAGGUUUGUAAGAGCGCCACGGCAACCACCGUCCAAUUAUAUCGAAGAAUUCGAGAUGACCAUCAGUUCCCAAAGCCUAAUAGCAGCUUAAACGUUGGACCAGCUGUUUCUAAAGAUCAUGGAAAGUGGAACUUCAAGCUAUGGGGCCACCACCAGAAAUGUCCAAUUUGGACUCCUCUGUCCACAGAACGUUGUUAUUCACACUCCAAUCCUAAUGCGAGCAAAGUGGCGGUGACGAGAUGCAGCGACUCUGAGAUCGAGAAGAAGAAGCAGCAGGCCAUGGAGAGGCGGAGACUCCGAUUGCUGGCCAAUCAGAACCUCUGAGCUCCGGUAUGACGUUGCGUAAUCGCGAAAAUGACCCGGCGAAGAUGGCAGGUCCAAAUCGUUUAACGCUCCCAGCAUUAAAUUGCCCUGUUUGGGGAUAACAGACUGGAUCUUCUCACGGUCAGUCGUUUUGAACAGAAUCUCGAACAGCUGAGCCUCGGCAGGGGCUCGUCAGAUGAGCGUGUCCUGCUCCGGGACAUCUCAAAUCCAGGAAUUUCGGGGAGGUUCGGAAAUUCUGCAGCACAUCUGUCACUCUGGCACUUUUAAACGGUUGUAGUGUUAGAUGUCUUUCAGCUUUUUCUGUGAUGGAACUGGUUCUAAAUGUUCUUAAUGCUUUCUAAAUGUGUAUAUAUUCUUUUCUUGUACAGAUGAAAAAGAAAACCAUAACUAUAAGAUCACUACUAGUGGAUAAUAUUUUAAUACUAAUGUUUUAUUUCCAUUCUAUUAAAAUGAUUCGUCAAAACCA
Molecule: messenger RNA, 2850 nt
Organism: Silurus meridionalis
Lineage: Eukaryota; Metazoa; Chordata; Actinopteri; Siluriformes; Siluridae
Gene: etaa1a
Product: ETAA1 activator of ATR kinase a
Exons: 7
Coding region: 192-2384 (730 amino acids)
Source: RefSeq, a predicted model, not a curated record